GGCCUAUCCAGCAAACCGAUACAACACCUCCCAAUUUCCAAAUUAUAUAUUGCUGGACAUUUAAUAUUAUGAUUGUUUGAAAGCAUUAAUACAGCAUUUUAUAGGUGUGGUGUGUUGAUGACAUGAUGGCAUGUACAUCAGCUCGCUGUGAGGAUGUAGAUGUCUCGUGGUAUGCCUCCAUUGUACACAAUUGUAUUCAGGAGGAUAAACUAAGCAAACUCAAAGCUACACUCAGGAAAUUCUCCAAGGAACAGCGACGAAAAAUUGUCAACUUUAAAAUCAAUGGUAAUGCUGCAUUGUUCAAUGCUUGUUUAAAGGGAAAAGUACACAUAGGUAAUUAUAUACUUGAUGAAUGUGGAGGGGACUAUGAACAACGAGGAAUCUACGAAGUUGAAAUUGACCAUUCCCGUCAUGACGUGACACCACUAUGGUGUGCAGCUGUGGCAGGGAAUCUGGAGGUGGUUAAAUCUCUAAUAUCUCAUGGUGCCAAUAUAAAUAGUCCUUCUGACACAGAGUCUACACCAGUAAGGUCAGCCUGUUACAUGACAAACAUUGCCGUAGUGAAAUUACUGGUGGGCAAUGGGGCUGAUAUCCACAAACCAAACAUUAAUGGAGGAACCUGUCUCAUCAAUUCUGUGCAGAGUGUUCGUCUGUGCGAGUUUUUGAUAUCAAAACAAGUUGAUGUGAAUGCGAGGGACAAUUCAGGCAACCUUGCCCUGCAUUACGCUAUCAGAGAGGGAAGAUUGGACACUGUAAAGUUACUGUUGAGUUGUGGCUCUGAUCACACAGCCAAAAAUGAUUUUGGUGACGAUGCCUUACAAACAGCAGCACUGAGAGGUUUUACAUCAAUUGUUGAUUUCAUUUUAGAAAAUACUGUCCAAAAUAAUGUGACUGCAAUACAUUCCUAUGAACUUCUUGGUACUAACUUUGUUGAUGAAGUACAUGAUAUAGUUGGUGCAUUGGAUGUUUGGAAAAAAGCCAUGUCCAUGAGGUGUGCAGACCCUGAUAAUAUUAUAAGGAAAAACUUGCCCUUAGAUACCAAUUAUGCAUAUCAGCAUGCGAAAGAACCUGUGAAUAUGGCAGAAGUAGAACAAAUUAGAGAACCAGAUGAUGUGUACAUGCAGGCUUUACUCAUCCGUGAGAGAAUCAUUGGACCAUUCCAUAAAGACACUACUUUCGGGUUGAUGUAUCGAGGUGCAGUUUAUGCAGAUAGCCACAGGUAUCAACGAUGUGUGGACUUGUGGAAGUAUGCUUUCAUACUGAGAAACAAGAAGGGGGAGCCACUUAAUCAUGAGUGCCUAUUCACAGUACAGGCCCUUAUCAAGCUUUUCUGGGAGAUGCAAGUGGAGCUGGAAUCUGGCGCCACAGAGGAGAAGGUACAAAUAACAGAUGCUUUUGAGGUGUUUGCAAUAUUGAUUCAGCAAAUAGAAGGUGGAAUAAACUUUCUGAAGACACGUCCUGCCAACCCAAGUGCUUCUCUUGUUGACUUUCAACUGCUUCUACAGUUGUCCCUUCACAUGGUUCAUCUAAUAUCUCGACUGGAACCUAAAGAUCAGCAGGAAUUUGAAUUCCACAGUCUUGUACAUAGACUUGUUACCCUUGACCCACGUGGCCAAGAUAUGGAGAGCUUACUUCACCUGGCUGUGGAUCCUAAGAUCUCUCUGACGAGUGAGGAGUUCUACUCUCCCUUCCCUUCACUGGCUGUAGUUCAGACUCUGAUCGCUUGUGGGGCCCAAACUAAUGCUGUGGAUAAGAAGAGGAACACACCACUUCACAACAGCAUAAAGUUUCUUACCUACUCAGAGCUACAGAAAGAAGGAAUUCUGGCAUGUUUACUACAGAAUGGUGCUCAUGUAGAUAUCUAUAAUGGUGAAGGAUUAAGUGCUCUUCAAAUGAUGCAGAAUCAAGGUCUACCUGUUCCUCCACUGCAAUAUCGUACACUUAGGUGUCUGUCUGCAGAGGUUAUCAUGCGUUAUAAAAUACCCUAUCACACUGAGGUCCCUACAUCCCUAUUUUCUUUCAUUGAAAUGCAUGGAUGACUUUAAUUAAGUUCAUUUGUGCAGAACAAUAAGCAGAGGUAAUGUCUUAAGAAUGCUAUAUAAACCAUUUUCAUGUGAUCCACAACAAAAAAAACUGCAGUUUGCUGUAAGUAGUUAUCAAGGAGAGUAGUUCCCAGGUAUAAUUUGCACAGAUGGAGUUGCAAGACAUUCUCUAGAUUGUAGUGUCAUAAUUAUAUUAUAUGUGUACAUGUGGAAAAAAGUGCUUUAAAUGUAUUCCUAGUUCUUGUACUAAACCAUAGUAUUGACAAUUUAAAUCAUGUUUGCAUAAUCUUCCAUAUAUUCAUUUGAACGUUACACGGAAUGAUUACCUCAACAUGUAUAUCAUAAAUACACCUCUAAAACCUGGAACCAUUUUGUGCAUCUGGAACAUUUCAUAACAAGUUUUCAUUUAUCUUCCCAGUAAUAAGAUGCUGACCAAUUUUGAUCUCUAAAGGUUCUUUAAAUAACAUGCCCAACACAGAAAAAAAUACCAGAUGCUAAUUCUUCAGAAUAGUUGAAGUGUCUGAUCAUGAAAUGAUUAAUAUUCUUGGUGGUUGGGUAGUGCAAUUUUAACACUUUUUCUUUUCACUGAAGCAUCUGGGGUUCGAUUCCCAGAGCAGAUGUAAAAAGGUAUGAGGUGAUCUGCCAGAUUGUUUGGGAUAUCUGGACUCCUUCCACAUCAUGACCCUUUCCACGAGGGCCAGCAACAAUAUAAUUUGGAAUAACUUGUUUUGCAGUUGUUGUAAAAUAAGUAAUGGUUAAUAUAUUCUGGAUUGAUUCCAGACUGGAGAAAUUAUGCAUAUGGUAUGAAAUAUAUACUCACUCUGUUUGUUACAGUUAAAUUAUUUAACAAAAUUAAACUGAAAUUUCGAAAGUUGAAAGAGUUGAAGUGUUGUGCCUAUAGUUGAUCAGAAUUUAAACAUCAUAUUUUCAUUGCAGAAAUACUGAAGCUAUUGGCAAUAUAUUGGGUAUGCAUGUUUCAAUAGUACUGAAAAAUGCUAUUUGAGGGCUAUGUUGAGUUUAAAUGAUGCGUUUGUAAACAUCAACAAUGUUAAGAUGAGACUAAUGUAUUCAUAACAUAUAGAAAAAAUGGAUGUAAUCUAGAGGCAUCAGUGAUUGACUAAUAUACUUAUCCACAGAAAGUGAUAUUUGAUGUACCCAUCAUAU
Messenger RNA from Ylistrum balloti, 3206 nucleotides. Its product is annotated as protein fem-1 homolog C-like. Gene Ontology annotation, biological process: ubiquitin-dependent protein catabolic process. Gene Ontology annotation, molecular function: protein binding. The transcript has 3 exons. The coding region runs from base 123 to 2039 and encodes 638 amino acids. NCBI's taxonomy places the organism in Eukaryota, Metazoa, Mollusca, Bivalvia, Pectinida, Pectinidae. Gene Ontology annotation, cellular component: ubiquitin ligase complex. The record is from RefSeq and is a predicted model, not a curated record.